AAUCUCUACGUUAAUGCCUCCUAACCCUACCUGAUUAAGCUUAAAAGGUUUAAUCCCUUAAAGAAAUGAAACAAAUUUAAGACCGUCGGAUCAAAAAAAGUGACCGUUGAGGUGCUCCUACGGCUCCAUUCAAACCGUGUUGAAAAAAACGUUUUUCAAGAAAAAAAGGAAAAAACAGCAAAAAGCAUUCAAUUCAAAACAUUCUAAAGAGACAGAACAACCUUUCUUCUUCUUGAUCGUUUGGUGGCUCUCUUUGAUUUCAAGUUUCUUUCACCAAUGUCCAAAAUGAAGUCCGAUCGUAGGCCUCCACUCGCUAAAUCGCCGAUCAGGCUCCGUCCCUGCCGUGUCCUUCAACCCUACACAACCUCUGUACAAACUCCUCCAGGUUCUUUGACUAAAUCCCAGAAGCCUAAUCCCACAAAAAACAUGGAAGAAUCGGAUCUCCGCCCCGAGUACCGUACCAUAUCUUGGGAGUUACGUGCUCUAGCGAGAAUGGUUAAAGACGAAUUUGGAAAUGGAAAUUUAAAUGGUGCUGGGAUGACUAACAGUGUGAAUGCUAACUCGAGUCCCCUGUUUGAGAGAGGAAGGUUUUACGAGGUGUACUCAGCGAGGAGAAACGAGAGGCUGAAGAGAAAGAAAGGGGAGACGGAGGAAGAGGGAAAGACUACAUACAAUCUUGGAGUAACGGUUGAGUCUUCAAAGAAAAGAGAUUCGAAGAAAUUGGAAAGCUUGAGGAAAUCGGUUUCUGCUGCAUACUCUGUGGAGAGAACUGAGAAUCCCAGGUAUUCCUUGAGAAGCUUGAGCAAAGAGAACAAGAAGCCUCCUCUGGCUGUCAACUAUGAGAAAUCUGCGCUUGCAAGGGACAGAAAAAUUGGGGCUCGAAGGGUUAGGAAAAUCUGAAUGUUGGAAAGGUAGGUUUCUUUUUAGGAGUUUAAUGGAUUUGCUAUUUUCUUUGGGAUUAGGAAAAACUUGAUUCAAUUUGCUUUUGGGGUUUAAAUUGUUCUUGCUAUGGUUUAAAUGGAUUUUUGAACUUUGAUGAUCUCUGGCAAAUAGGUUGCAUCUCGAUCUUAGUUUUUUAUUGCAUGAGAUCAUCAAGUGGAUAUUAUUAAUUUUCUCCUGUUAAAAGUGGUCGGAGCAUGUUCAGAAACUGUAAUCUCUAUUAACCAAACAUGCAAUAAUAUCUCUUGCAGAUGGGUUUCAAAUAUAUAUAA
Messenger RNA from Hevea brasiliensis (rubber tree), 1211 nucleotides. RefSeq lists its product as uncharacterized. The record is from RefSeq and is a predicted model, not a curated record. The transcript is spliced from 2 exons. NCBI's taxonomy places the organism in Eukaryota, Viridiplantae, Streptophyta, Magnoliopsida, Malpighiales, Euphorbiaceae. Bases 277 to 900 code for a protein of 207 amino acids.